UGAUUCACAAGUUUAAUUCCGAUGCAGAGACGGCCUUCAAUGGCGCAUGUUUUCGUCAAGACAGCACGUUCAAGCUGCUCUACUUUCCGCUCCAUGGCACUGCUUAUGCCCCGCGAUUGAUUCUGGCCAUGACAGGCGCAAAGUUUGAGAGCAUCUUCCCCACUGAUUGGGUUGCAAAGGAGCAGAAAAGUGUUCCGUUCGAGGUCCUUCCAGUGCUCUACGAGACCCUUCCAGCGAGCGCAGAGGGUGCGGAGGAUCAGAUCCUUGAGAUUCCUGAGAGCGAGGCGAUCGAGCGGUACUUGGCGCGCAAGUUCAAUCUCCUGGGCGAUACACCGUGGGAGGAGAUGAGGAUUGACGCGUUUGUGUCAUCGACAAAGACACUGAUCUACCUGGCUUUUUCGCGUGUCCCGACCGUCCGCGACCCUGUGCAGAAGCAGGAGAUGGUCGAGCAACUGCUUGAGAAGGCUAUCCCCAAGUGGGUCGGGCUCCAUGAAAGGUACCUGAAGGCCAAUGGCACAAACGGACAUUAUGUCGGACUCAAGCUUACAUUGGCUGAUAUUAGGGCUGUGAUUGUGAUUCAGAUGAUUCUGGCCCUGACCGAGAACCGAGUUAUUUCCGCAGAGUCGACGCCUGCGCUUUGGAAGUUGUGGCAGACGAUGAACGAGAUCCCGUCGUAUGUGAUCUGGAAAGAGAGCGCGGGCUACAGGCAGCUGGAUGCCGGCUACCAGAUAUUCAUCAAGACCCUUCUGCCACCCAAGGAGUGAUAAUUAUCGGGGACGCGGUGCGCUACCGCGCUCUCUAGAUAUUAGGCAGCUUUUGCACUAAAAACUGUUAAAAUAAAUAUCCAAUGGCGAGAAAAAAAAAGGAACGAUAGAAGAGUGGUCUGGAGUCAAGAGCAUAGAAGGACCGACCAUCGUAAAGUGCAGGGUGAAAUAUGGAUACUGAGAGGACUCGUAUCGCAUCGACCUUGACAUCUCAGAUGAGGCGAUCGACGGUACUUGAUCUGUCGGUGUUGCGCUACGGUUCCACAAAUCUCGCAUACAGG
Messenger RNA from Gamsiella multidivaricata, 1045 nucleotides. RefSeq lists its product as uncharacterized. The transcript is spliced from 3 exons. Gene Ontology annotation, molecular function: glutathione transferase activity. Bases 129 to 764 code for a protein of 211 amino acids. Gene Ontology annotation, biological process: glutathione metabolic process. The record is from RefSeq and is a predicted model, not a curated record. NCBI's taxonomy places the organism in Eukaryota, Fungi, Mortierellomycota, Mortierellomycetes, Mortierellales, Mortierellaceae.